Rosa chinensis is the source of this 1912-nucleotide messenger RNA. Its product is annotated as geraniol 8-hydroxylase. Gene Ontology annotation, molecular function: monooxygenase activity; heme binding; oxidoreductase activity, acting on paired donors, with incorporation or reduction of molecular oxygen. The record is from RefSeq and is a predicted model, not a curated record. The transcript is spliced from 2 exons. NCBI's taxonomy places the organism in Eukaryota, Viridiplantae, Streptophyta, Magnoliopsida, Rosales, Rosaceae. The coding region runs from base 127 to 1635 and encodes 502 amino acids.
UGUGUGUGUUAUUGAAAUUUACAAAACUUCACACCCUAGGCAGGCCGGGGAUCUCAUCAAUCCCAAGCUUCUUUGCUAAUUGUAACAACUGUCGAUUCGAGGUCGCAACCUAGUUAGAGCAGAGUUAUGGAUUUCUUGAAUUGUAUAAUAGGUCUUUGUUUUGCCUGGAUCACCAGCCAAGCGUUCUAUCGUUUUGCAAGAAGAAGCAAAGCUAUACCCAGAAAGCUUCUUCCACCAGGACCAAAGCCAUUUCCACUGGUUGGGAAUCUGUUUGAGCUUGGAGACAAACCCCACCUCUCACUUACUAAUCUUUCCCAACGCUAUGGCCCCAUCAUAAGUUUGCAACUCGGCCGAUUAACCACAGUAGUCAUCUCUUCACCAACUCUGGCAAAAGAAAUCCUCCGAACCCAUGACCAAGUCUUCUGCAACCGACCCAUCCGAGAUGGAAUCCACGCCUGCAAACACAGCGAGUACAGCAUGGCCUGGAUUCCUGUAUCAGCAAGAUGGAGAAAUCUUCGCAAAAUAUGCAACUUGCAAUUGUUUUCCCCCAAAGUUCUUGAUGCCAACCAAGCCAACCGACGCGUAAAGGUGCAAAAGCUCAUCGAUAAUGUCAAUGAAAGCAUGAGGGCUGGUGAGGCAGUAGAUAUCGGAAGGGCUGCAUUUACAACCGCGCUCAAUUUGUUGUCGCAGACUAUCUUCUCUGUGGAUUUAGCUGACCCCAGUAGUGAGACAGCUAGGGAGUUCAAGGAGACUGUUUGCAGUAUGUUUGAAGAGACAGGGAAACCAAACUUGGCAGACUAUUUUCCUUUGCUUAGGAAGCUUGACCCCCAACGCAUAAGGUGGCGCUUGACCUAUCACUACCAGAAAAUGAUAGAGAUCUUUGAUCGAAUGAUCCAUCAAAGGCAGGAAUCAAGAAAAGGGGACAGUUAUAUCACAACCAAUGAUAUGUUGGAUACACUUUUGAACAUCCGUAAAGAGAAAAUGGAGGAUAUGGACAUGCUCGAAACACAACAUUUGUUCCUGGAUUUAUUUGCUGCCGGCACGGACACAAGUUCAGCCACAUUGGAAUGGGCAAUGGCCGAGCUACUACGCAACCCAAAAAUUCUUUCAGAAGCUCAAGCGGAACUCCAGCAAGUGAUUGGAAAGGGGAAAGUAGUUGAGGAAUCAGACAUUGCUCGACUCCCUUACUUACAAGCAAUAAUCAAAGAAACAUUUCGGGUGCACCCAACAGUUCCAUUGCUACUUCCCCGGAAAGCAGAAGCAAACAUAGAAAUUGGCGGGUAUGUAAUCCCGAAGGGUGCUCAAGUUCUAAUAAAUGUUUGGGCCAUUGGUAGAGACCCUAUCACUUGGGAAAACCCAAAUCUGUUUAAGCCGGAGAGGUUCUUGGGAUUAGAAAAUCAAAUUGAUGUUAUGGGAAAAAACUUCGAGCUUACUCCGUUUGGUGGUGGGAGAAGAAUAUGUCCCGGACUUCCAUUGGCAAUAAGAAUGUUACACUUGAUGUUGGGUUCACUAAUUAACUGCUUUGAUUGGAACCUUGAAGAUGGAGUUGUACCCGAGACUAUGAAUAUGGCAGAGAAGUUUGGCCUUACCCUACAAAUGGCACAGCCACUAAGAGUUGUGCCCAAGAAGUCGUAGGAGAAGCAUUACCUACAUAUUCGCUUCGGAUUUGUAUUUUUGCUUGGCUCCUUGUAGUUUACAUUUCACCUCGUUUGUGUGUGUGUGUGUUUUUUCCCUUCUUCUUCUUCUUCUUUUGAAGGAAUGUACGUUGGAAUCAAGUCUAGCUCAGACAACUCUGGUUGGUCUGGGACAGUUGGACGUAAAACAAGAAGAAUUGAGAACCUGAAGGAAAAAAAAAAGUGUCAUUCUGUUAGAAUACACUCCUAAAUAAUGAAAAAAAAAUCAAUUUGUUGGA